Molecule: messenger RNA, 249 nt
Organism: Laetiporus sulphureus 93-53
Lineage: Eukaryota; Fungi; Basidiomycota; Agaricomycetes; Polyporales; Laetiporaceae
Exons: 4
Coding region: 1-249 (82 amino acids)
Cellular component (GO): cytoplasm
Source: RefSeq, a predicted model, not a curated record
AUGUCCAGCCCGGUAAACAUUGCUCGCGGCUUGAAGGCUGCCAUCUCCAACCCCCACAACUCAGAAGAGGCCAAAGAACACGCAUCCGAGAGACUCCAGGAGGUGCAAGAGAGCGGUGACUUCAGCCUCAGCGAGGCCCACGAAGCCAACGUUGCGACCGGCCAUAAGGCUGCCCUUUCCAACCCAAACGUCUCGGACGAUGCAAAAAAGUACUCCGCGAAAGUCCUUAAGGACAUGGAGAGCUCCUAA